AGAGAGAGAGAGAGAGAGAAUGCAACUAAUAUUUGUCGAUUUCUAAUGAAUCCAAGUAGGAAUCAGUUAUUUGUUUGUUGAUUUUGUUAAUUAGUGCUAAUUGAUAUUUUCUAUAAUUAGCUUUGGUUAAUUGUUUUUUGGCCUUUUGAACUAAGAUUUUGUCUGUUAGUCGUGACAGUCAAUUAAUAUAUGUUGCAUACAAAGGGUUGAGUUUUCAUAGGGACAUAGAAAAUGAUCUUUAGUUAAUAGAAAAUCAAAAUAACCGAUAGCUCAUUUGAUUGUUUUGUUAAUUGUUUGGUCAAUUGGCCAAUUAAUUUGUCGUUUUUUUGUCUAAAAUAUGCUGAUUCUUGAUUGUUAGUUAACCUAGUGUCAUCUGUAGAUUAGAUUUAGUAACAUUUCAAUCAAUAACAGAAUGUAUAGUGCAGAUGGAGUUGAUAAUGAUGCAGCUAAUGAGCAUGAUUGUUGAAUAAAUUCUAAGUUGACAUGAACAAAUCUUUUUUUCUUUUCACGGAAAUCUUAGUUACAACUAUUCUCGAAAUUUGAACAAACCUUGUCAAGUUCGAACUAUUAAACAUUUAGUACAAUCAUGUUUCAGUCUCAUUCGGCGAUUAAACUUUAUCCAAUUACAUUGAAAAAUAGCCACAACUCUAAUAAUAAUCAACUUAACAAUCAAGUUUUAAAUAAUCACAAUAAUCAGUUAUAGUGAUGGAUGUUAUCAUGUUCACGACAAGUGAAAUAAUUAAAUUAACUAAACAACAAAGUGAUGAUUAAAGUUUUCUUUACUAAAUGUGACAACAAUCAAAUGGAUUAAUAAGUAGAUUAGUUUGAUUAUUGUUAAAAUUAAGAUUAAAUUAAGAUUUAUAAAAUAAAAUUCAGACACAACGACAGUUAACUCUCAAUGAUCAUGGAUACAAAUUCAUUUAUUAACUCAAAUGAAAAAAUGUUAUAUCAACAACAAUUAAAUGAUUAUCCUCAUCAACACCAUCAUCAUCACCAACAUCAUCAUCAACAUGUUCACCAUGAUCUCCACCUUGAUCUAAAUAUCACACCCUCCUCGUUAAUCAUUGAUUCAAGUUCAAUAUUACCAUCGGUGGCAUUUAAUAUAACCCAAGAUUGGCAUGAUUUGGUUUCUGUUAAUUUGCUUGAACUGUCAUUUUAUGUUUUCUUAUUUACUAUUGGUGGAUCGGCAAACUUUUACGUCGUCUAUAAUCUGGCCUGGCGUAAAAGAUACACCCAAACUCGACAUGAAAAGUUGCUCCUAAAUUUGGCCAUCGCCGAUGCCAUUGUAACCUUAUUAAUGACACCAACCGAAAUCGCCUGGAGAAUAACCGCUUCUUGGAAGGCGGGAAAUCUUAUGUGUAAACUUUUCCAAUUUUAUCGUGUCUUUGGUAUUUAUCUUUCAUCAAUGGUACUAAUAUGUAUCUCGAUUGAUCGUCUACUCGCCGUCUAUUCACCAUUUAAAUACCAAACUUAUGAUAAUUUUAUAAGAAAAAUUCUAAUCUGCGCUUGGUUAUUGAGCUUUAUAUUUGCACUUCCACAGAUUUUCAUUUUUCGUAUUGAAAGUCCAAAAGAUUUUCCGACUUUUACCCAAUGUGUCAAUUUUAAGGCUGCAACGGAAGAUCAACUUCGAAUGUACAACAUUUUCUGUCUCUGUAUAAUCUAUUUCGUGCCUUUACUUUGUAUCACCCUGUGUUACACUUUCAUCUGUAUCAAGAUUAGACGAAAAAUGGUUCAAAGGUUUUUAACAGUAUUUCGAAAUGGCGAUUUAGGUACAGCCGUAAAUCCAGAGAGUCAGCAUUCUGAUGCUUACGGAUUAACUAAUCAUCAACAGCAUCUUCAUCCUCAGCAACAACAACAGCCUCAUCUAAAUGAUGUCCACAAUUAUGAUCAGGUUGAUAAUCCCCAUGAAAAUAUAAAUAUAGACCAUACUAAUCACGAUGAUUAUCAAGUUAAUCACCUUAAUCUUGGUGAUACUUUAACAACUAAUCAUAAUAAUAACAUUAACAAUAAUCGCUGUGAUUAUAUUGAUAAUCAAUCGAUUGCAAUUAGUACAAUGAUUACAACUAUUCCAGGUACAAAUAAAGUAUCAACCAAAGGAACAGGUAAAUCAACUGGAUCAUUGAAGUUCAGUAUUUUAAGUAACCCAACCGGCGGAACAACAAUCCAACCAUCAGUACCAAUGACAGUAACAAAAACAGCAGCAACAAUCAAAUCAACAACGUCUCGUCAAAGGCGUAAAAUUGGCUCAAAAAUUGUCAAAGAUACAAUCAUAAUCAUUGCGACUUUUAUAAUUUGCUGGACACCCUAUGCUACCAUUCAUCUAUGGUAUCAAAUUGAUUGGUCAUCAGCUUUUCAGGUUGAUAAUCGCCUUCAAGGAGUAUUAUUUUUAUUUGCAAUCUCAAAUUCAUGUGUUAAUCCUUACAUUUACGGUAAAAUAUUUGACCCUGCUUGCUUAAUUAAACAAUGAAUGUAAAUUAAACAAUUAAAAUAAUUUACAAAA
Panonychus citri (citrus red mite) is the source of this 2500-nucleotide messenger RNA. RefSeq names its product adipokinetic hormone/corazonin-related peptide receptor variant I-like. Gene Ontology annotation, molecular function: G protein-coupled receptor activity; peptide binding. Gene Ontology annotation, cellular component: membrane. Gene Ontology annotation, biological process: G protein-coupled receptor signaling pathway. Bases 899 to 2467 code for a protein of 522 amino acids. The record is from RefSeq and is a predicted model, not a curated record. NCBI's taxonomy places the organism in Eukaryota, Metazoa, Arthropoda, Arachnida, Trombidiformes, Tetranychidae. The transcript has 3 exons.